CCGGAAGUGCGCUUGCGGUGUGCGACGCACAACUGGCGGCGCCGGUGGGUAAAGCUGGUCGGUGGCGCGGGUGCAGUCGGGGACAGGUGUACCUUUCGCGAGGACCUCCAUAGCUGUAAGCUGCAGCAGUUGCCAUGACAGCCCAGGGGGGCCUGGUAGCCAACCGAGGGCGACGGUUCAAGUGGGCCAUUGAGCUGAGCGGGCCAGGAGGAGGCAGCAGGGGCCGAAGUGACCGGGGCAGUGGCCAGGGAGAUUCACUGUACCCAGUCGGUUAUUUGGACAAACAAGUGCCUGACACCAGCGUGCAAGAGACAGACCGGAUCCUGGUGGAGAAGCGCUGCUGGGAUAUCGCCUUGGGUCCUCUCAAACAGAUUCCCAUGAACCUCUUCAUCAUGUACAUGGCAGGCAAUACUAUCUCCAUCUUCCCUACUAUGAUGGUGUGUAUGAUGGCCUGGCGACCCAUUCAGGCACUUAUGGCCAUUUCAGCGACUUUCAAGAUGCUUGAAAGUUCAAGCCAGAAGUUUCUUCAGGGUUUGGUCUAUCUCAUUGGAAACCUAAUGGGUUUGGCAUUGGCUGUUUACAAGUGCCAGUCCAUGGGACUCUUGCCUACACAUGCAUCAGACUGGUUAGCCUUCAUCGAGCCCCCUGAGAGGAUGGAGCUCAGUGGUGGAGGACUGCUUCUGUGAACUGGAGGAAGAAGCACCCAGGGAGGGCCUAAGCAUUUGGAUUUCAUUUACUUCCUCCUUAAGCCCAGUGGCUCCUAAGUAAUACUCUUAAAAUAAGCAUUUACUCUGAGAAGAACCAGAAAGCUCUCCUUUAUCCAUGGUAAGGAGCUAGGGCCUAGAAGGACAACGUGCAUUUUAUUACAAACUGAAGAAGUUAUACCACAACCCCUGACUGAAAAUAAUGUAGAAAACUUUAUUUAUGUUUCCAGUACAGAGCAGAACAACAAAUAAAACCAGAACUGCAUGUAAA
Messenger RNA from Chinchilla lanigera (long-tailed chinchilla), 975 nucleotides. It is a transcript of the gene Emc4, whose product is annotated as ER membrane protein complex subunit 4. Bases 135 to 686 code for a protein of 183 amino acids. Gene Ontology annotation, cellular component: EMC complex. Gene Ontology annotation, biological process: protein folding in endoplasmic reticulum. Lineage: Eukaryota; Metazoa; Chordata; Mammalia; Rodentia; Chinchillidae. The transcript has 5 exons. The record is from RefSeq and is a predicted model, not a curated record.